Molecule: messenger RNA, 1470 nt
Organism: Aureobasidium musti
Lineage: Eukaryota; Fungi; Ascomycota; Dothideomycetes; Dothideales; Saccotheciaceae
Source: the annotation of a GenBank genome assembly
AUGGCAAAUCAAUCCAACAAGGAAGUCGCGGACCUGUUUAGCGAGUCCUACGCCAAAUCCCAGGAUGAGCAAGACCCGCUAUCAUCUUUCCGCGACCAAUUCAUCAUCCCAACAAUCUCAGACCUGCACUCCAAAACCCUCAAACCAUCUUCCCAAGACCAACCACAACAAUGCACUUAUCUCUGUGGCAACUCCUUAGGUCUGCAACCACGCCUAACUUCUCAAUACCAACAAAACUACCUCCAGACCUGGGCGACCAAAGGUGUCUAUGGCCACUUUACCGAGAUCGAGGAUUCGAAAUUGCCGCCUUGGUUGCAUGUUGAUGAUGAUGUGAUUAGUGAUGUCUGUGAUAUUGUGGGAGCAAAGAACAAUGAAGUUGCUGUUAUGCAGACUUUGACUGCGAAUUUGCAUUUGGCUAUGGCGAGUUUCUAUCGUCCUAGCGAGAAGAGGUGGAAGAUUAUGAUUGAAGGAAAAGCGUUCCCGAGUGAUCACUAUGCCGUGGAAUCACAACUUCUGCACCACAACAAGGAUCCUGCUUCUUCAAUGAUCCUUCUCGAGCCCGAAGACUCAAACAACCCUAUCCUCAGCACUCAACAAAUCCUCGCCACAAUCGACGAGCACGCGGACCAGACAGCACUUCUUCUACUACCAGGGAUCCAAUUCUACACUGGCCAAUUCUUUGACAUCCCUACCAUCACCGCUCACGCACAAAAGAAGGGCAUAGUCGUGGGUUGGGAUCUUGCUCACGCAGCAGGAAACAUGCCUCUGAAGCUUCACGACUGGAAAGUCGAUUUUGCAGCUUGGUGCAGUUACAAGUAUCUCAACUGCGGUCCAGGUAGUAUUGGUGGGCUUUUCGUCCACGAACGCCACUCUAAAGUCUCCGCUGCCUCGUCUUCUUUACGACCAGAGUACAAACCUAGACUAAGUGGCUGGUGGGGUAGCGACAAGAGCAGCCGCUUCGCCAUGGAAAACGUCUUUACGCCAAUCGCAGGAGCAGGUGGCUGGCAACUUAGUAACCCAUCGGUAGCGGACAUGACAGCACUCCGCGCAUCCUUGGACGUCUUCNAAAAGACUUCUCUUUCAGCUCUAAGAGAGAAGUCAAUCGCCUUGACCGGAUAUCUGGAGAAACUCCUUCUUGCCAGCACGGAUAUCAAAGACCACUUCUCCAUCAUUACACCUUCCGAUCCUGAGCAGAGAGGCGCACAGUUGUCACUCCGUCUCUCCCCUGGCCUUCUUGACAAUGUCAUGCACGUACUGGAGAAGAAGGGCGUGGUUGUGGAUGAGAGAAGGCCAGAUGUUAUCCGUGUAGCUCCCGCACCACUCUACAAUUCCUGGAGUGAUGUGCUGAAAUAUGUUCAAGUCUUCACGGAAGCCUGCAAACAGGCGUCGGAUAAGAAAAGCAAGGAGACAGAAGGAUCGGUCAUGGUUGAAGGCGGAAAGGAUGACAAAGGCUGGAGCGAGGUGAAGUAG